Messenger RNA from Rangifer tarandus platyrhynchus (Svalbard reindeer), 339 nucleotides. NCBI's taxonomy places the organism in Eukaryota, Metazoa, Chordata, Mammalia, Artiodactyla, Cervidae. The record is from the annotation of a GenBank genome assembly.
AUGUCCAUCCCAGACGUGCGGGCAGAAGCGUCUGCAAGUUCACCGGUCAGGAGCCGGCGCCUGUCAGAGCGCGGGGACAUGCGCACACGUGCACCCCCGGACGUGCGCGCCCACACGCAGACGCGUGCGCUCCCUGCCCGCUCGCUACUUACGCUGGUCCCGCCUUCCCUGUGCUUAGACGCGUGCGCACCGCGCCUCUGGAGAGCGUGGCGGGUGCCGGGGGGAUUCUCAGAGUUCCGGAGAACCGCUACUCCUCGCCCUUUCCAGGUCACCGUGACUCAGCAUCCUCGGAACUCAAAUAAUUCUGGGCAGAGAAAGAAAGGCCAGAAGUGGCAGUGA